Messenger RNA from Patiria miniata (bat star), 759 nucleotides. Its product is annotated as D(1A) dopamine receptor-like. The record is from RefSeq and is a predicted model, not a curated record. Gene Ontology annotation, biological process: G protein-coupled receptor signaling pathway, coupled to cyclic nucleotide second messenger; chemical synaptic transmission. Lineage: Eukaryota; Metazoa; Echinodermata; Asteroidea; Valvatida; Asterinidae. Bases 1 to 759 code for a protein of 252 amino acids. Gene Ontology annotation, cellular component: dendrite; membrane. Gene Ontology annotation, molecular function: neurotransmitter receptor activity; G protein-coupled serotonin receptor activity. The transcript has a single exon.
AUGUCAAACUUGAACCACUCCGCGCUCAAACUCGCAGUACUCACAAGUUCUACCUAUUUUGGACUUCUCGGCUAUUUCUUGAAUUCGGUGGUGAUAGCGGCUGACCGGUACCUGAAGAUCUCCCGGCCCCUGCAGUAUCUCCGGCUAGCGACGCCCAGACGUUGCAUCGCGCUGAUCGGUGCGUCCUGGUGUCUGUCCCUGGUUCUCGGACUUGCCGUGUUCCUCUCCGCCUUGUUGAAUUUCGACACCAACAGCCAAGAGUCAUUCGGCAGUUUCCUGCAGAGGGAAGGUUUUCGAAUCCCCAUUGUUGUCACGAUGGAUCUGACAAUCUUCACCAGUAUGAUCGCGGUAACUUUUCUGAUAGCUGCUCUCGUUCGCAUCGCUAGGCAACAGCGACGCAAGAUACGGGAUGAAAUGCUGAUGCUGAAGCAUCUUCAAGAUCGUGUGCAGCGGACGGAGCAGGAAGGCAACGAUGAGAACACGCCGCAGCCUCGACCGAACCACUUGUCCGAUAAAACAACCGUGUACUUCAUCGUUCACUUCUCUGCAUUUGUAGUGGCUUGGUUACCAGCUAGUGUAGUCAUGAACAUUGCAAUUCCCAGUGACCUGACUUCAGCCGUCCUCAACCCUCUCAUGACCAUUAUUGCCAUUUUCGACACCUUCUGGGGCACCUUGUUCCUCGCCUAUGCGCAGCCGGAGCACAGACAGGCAGCAAGGAGUAACUUAAAGAGGAUGAAGCGACUGAACUGCGAUCGUUAA